Messenger RNA from Panicum hallii, 1622 nucleotides. RefSeq names its product auxin-responsive protein IAA7. Gene Ontology annotation, biological process: regulation of DNA-templated transcription. Gene Ontology annotation, cellular component: nucleus. NCBI's taxonomy places the organism in Eukaryota, Viridiplantae, Streptophyta, Magnoliopsida, Poales, Poaceae. Gene Ontology annotation, molecular function: protein binding. The coding region runs from base 493 to 1311 and encodes 272 amino acids. The record is from RefSeq and is a predicted model, not a curated record. The transcript has 7 exons.
GAUCCAGCACGUUGGCGUAUGCCGUGCUCCAUUCCCGUUAUUCCCACUUCCCCCACUCUGCUAGUGCUAGCCCCGCGGAAUCUCCCCCAACCCCUCCCCUCUCUCGGCGUCGUCCUCCCUCUGACCCCCUCCCCACCGCUAGCAGCCAACAGCUCGCUGCCCAUUCUGCUUGCGCCGCGCUCCGUCCAGCGGCUCACCACGGGUUUACUAGAGGCGAGUAGGCGACCGGCCGGGCACUUCCAGUCCCGCACGGCAAUCCCCUCGCUUGCUUGCUUGGUCCUCCUCCUCCUCUAGCUGCGAGCAGCUGCUGCGUCUGCUCAUUUGUUCGCUUCUCCUUGGGCGACCUGUCGACCCCGACAUCGAACACGAGGGAGGCGAGCCGAGGGAGCAGAGGGUAUAAGAGAGCCCGGCCACCAGCGUCUUCAGUGCACGUCGUCGUCUCGUGCAGUCUUGAUUGGAGCUUGAAAGGAGGUGGGAGGAGGAGGAGGAGAGAUGGGGGAGGCAGCAGAGGCCAGCAAGACCCUUCACAACUGGAUGGGCGAGCCGGGGCAGGGGGACCGGGACGACGAGGAGAAGACGCUGCAGCUCAGCCUCGGGCUCCCCGGAGGGGGAGGAGGGCCGGCAGCCGCCUGGAGAGCGCCGGGCAGGGAGAAGGGGAGCCAUUCUGCUGCCGGCAGCUCCAUGCUCUCCCUCGGCUACUCCAACGCGGCUUUCUCUCCCUGCUCACAAGGCAAGGCAAAGGGGUCCCCAGCGGCCGCUACAGGGCAUGCCCUUCCGUCCACCAACAACGCCUCCCAGACAAGAUCUCCAAAUGCCCCAGUUAUCGGGUGGCCUCCAGUUCGUACAUUCAGAAGAAAUCUGGCUGCCUCUAGCAAAGCAUCCCUUGAUCACCAGAACGGGAAGAAGGCUGCCAAACCUGAAGAGACCAUAAAAAGAGCUCCAUUUGUGAAGAUUAACAUGGAUGGCAUUCCUAUUGGUAGAAAAAUCGACCUGAAUGCCCUUGAUAGCUACGAGAAUCUGUCUCUGGCUGUUGACAAGCUAUUCCGUGGACUCCUUGCAGCACAACAAGACCCUCUGCCUUCUGGUACAAGGAAGUGUCCGCAGGAAGAGGUGGCAAUAUCGGGUUUACUAGAUGGAAGCGGCGAGUACACUCUAGUUUAUGAGGAUUAUGAAGGUGACAGGGUGCUGGUUGGUGAUGUUCCCUGGGGGAUGUUUGUUUCUUCAGUGAAGAGGCUGCGAGUUCUGAAGACAUCUGACCUCUCUUCAUCUCUAACAGCAUCAGGCCGGAAAAGAGCGGUGGCUGAGUGCUGACACUGCCUGUGAUGUGCCGUGAAGAAGAAAACAUCUUCUGAGCUUGUAUCAAAUCAUCUUUCUUCUGGGCUCCCUUUCUUUUCCCUAAUUUCUUGGAAGGGAUCAUCGGUGCGCCGAGCUGAAGGGAUCAUCGGUGCACUGACCUUUUGGGUUUUAUGUUCUUAUUAUUCUGUUUCUGCCUAUGUCGAUUCAGAGAAGUGAUGUGUUGGGGCAAUUUGCCGUGAUGGUAUGUAAAUGUUCAGACGAAUCAGCGCCACACAUCAACGCUGUCUAAUUCUGUUUGUUGCCUGCAACCUACUGAUUACUCGUUC